Molecule: messenger RNA, 2052 nt
Organism: Calypte anna (Anna's hummingbird)
Lineage: Eukaryota; Metazoa; Chordata; Aves; Apodiformes; Trochilidae
Gene: CRELD1
Product: cysteine rich with EGF like domains 1
Exons: 10
Coding region: 28-1302 (424 amino acids)
Molecular function (GO): calcium ion binding
Source: RefSeq, a predicted model, not a curated record
GGGGCGUGCGGGCGGGCGGGGCGGAGGAUGGGUCCGGGGGCUGCGCCGCGGCCGUGGGGGUCCGGGCUCGGGGGGGUCCUGCUGCGGGCUGCCCUCCUCGGGGGGGUCCUGCUGGCCGCCCGCGGACAGCCCCCCGGAGACGGGGACGGGGCAGAGCCCUGCCGAGCAUGCCGCGGCCUGGCUGACAGCUUCAGCAGGGGCCUGGAGCGGACAGAGCACAAGGGCUUCGGUGGGGGCAACACAGCCUGGGAGGAGGAGAAGCUGGCUAAGUACCAGCACAGUGAGACCCGUCUGCUGGAGGUGCUGGAGGGUGUCUGUUCCCCCUCGGACUUUGCCUGCAACCAGCUGCUGGAGCAGAGUGAGGAGCAUGUGGAGCAGUGGUGGUUUCAUGAGCGGCAGCAGCACCCCGACUUCUUUCAAUGGCUGUGCAUGGACAGGCUGGCACUCUGCUGCCCGCCUGGCACCUAUGGCUCUGACUGCCAGCCCUGUGCCGGUGGGCCCCGGCAACCCUGCAGUGGCAACGGGAGAUGUGAUGGUGAUGGCACACGCCGUGGCACCGGCCUGUGUGUCUGCAGCCCAGGCUAUGGCGGCCCCUUCUGUGCCGAGUGUGGCGACGGCUACUACGAGGCUUCACGGAACAAGAGCCACCUGGUAUGUGCCGAGUGCUACCGGGCGUGCGGGCGCUGCACGGGGCCAGAGGACUCCAGCUGCCUUCGCUGCAAGAGGGGCUGGGUGCUGCACGAGCGCCGCUGUAUCGACAUAGAUGAGUGUGGCACAGAGAUGGCACACUGCCGAGCCAACCAGUUCUGCGUCAACACCGAAGGCUCCUAUGAGUGCCGAGAUUGCUCCACAGCCUGCAUUGGCUGCAUGGGUGCUGGGCCAGCUCGCUGCAAGAAAUGCAACAAAGGCUACUGGCGGGAUGGAGCCAAGUGUUUGGAUGUGGAUGAGUGUGCAAGCACUGAGGAGCCAGUGUGCACAGGGGAGCAGGAAGUGUGUGAGAACACAGAGGGCAGCUACCGCUGCGUCUGCGCCCAGGGCCAUGUCCGGCGGGACGGGCAGUGUGUGGAGGACAAGCCCCCUGAUGCCCCAGAGAAGGGCUUCUUUGAUGACGUGACAGAUGACGAGGUGGUGGUGCUGCAGCAGAUGUUCUUCGGUGUGAUGAUCUGUGCCCUCGCCACGUUGGCUGCCAAGGGUGACAUGGUCUUCACUGCCAUCUUCAUCGGUGCCGUGGCUGCCAUGGCUGGCUACUGGCUCUCUGACCGCAGCGACCGUGUCCUCGAUGGCUUCAUGAAGGGCAGAUAGCUCUGGGGCUGCCAGGCGCGAGUUGGGGGGGCCCAGCUCAGCCUGGGGUGCAGGGUAACCCCCCUAGCAGGGGCUGGCUGCUGAGGCUGGAUCCUGUGCACGGUGCUGUGCCCUGCAUGUAUUCCCUGGCCCCCUUAGCGUAGGGUCUCACCUCCCCCCUGCAGAAGAAGCCAGGGGUGCCGGUCCCCACAGGGCAGCCUGGUGAUGCUGAGCAAUGCAGCAUUGUUGGGGGGGCACAGCAUGCUGCCCCAGCCCCUCAUGCUCUAGAGCAGAGACCUGGCACCAUGUCAGGUAGAGGGAGUGUGGGGGCAGGUUGGGGGGGUGUUCUACAACCACUAGUUGCUGAGGCAGUGAUGCUGGCAGAGCUCAGCCCUGCUUCUUGCCCAGCAGGAGUCCCCCAGACUGGGGACUGCUGGGCCUGUGGGAUCUUGUGUUCCCCUUUCCUGUGGUAUCAGUCCCUGUGGGGCAGUGGGGGGCUGGGUCCCCCUUCAACCCUAAGCCAUGGGGUUGGGACAGCUUCCCACCACCACCACCCACCACCCCUUCCUCCCCCAUCCCUGGGCAGAGCCCAUCUCUCCCCUUCCAGGGCAGAGGGGCCAGGGCUGCUCCUGCAAGGAUCCGGCCUGCUCCUGGGGGGGUCCUGCUGGAUGCAUGAGUGUGGCCAGUGCAUUUGUGAUUUGUCUGUCAGGGUGUGCCCAUCUGUCUGUGUGUCCAUAUCUCAGGAAAUAAAAGUUCUGCACACCCAGCCCA